Triplophysa dalaica is the source of this 2474-nucleotide messenger RNA. RefSeq names its product solute carrier family 7 member 7 (gene slc7a7). Gene Ontology annotation, molecular function: L-amino acid transmembrane transporter activity; basic amino acid transmembrane transporter activity. Gene Ontology annotation, cellular component: membrane. Gene Ontology annotation, biological process: amino acid transmembrane transport. The coding region runs from base 357 to 1862 and encodes 501 amino acids. The transcript has 10 exons. Lineage: Eukaryota; Metazoa; Chordata; Actinopteri; Cypriniformes; Nemacheilidae. The record is from RefSeq and is a predicted model, not a curated record.
UAAACCUCAGUCAACUCCAGACAAUCUCUAGCUCAGGAAUUGAAGGAGAACGGUGCGCGGAUUGUGACAGAGACUACGGGUAGCUAUCCUAUAUAUAUGCUUUCGAGCUGACCCAAUCUAUUAAAAGGAACUCUAGACUGACAUUGAUCUUGACUACGAAAAUGAACGUAAGAUAAAGAUCAUUCGCACAAGCUUCAUCUUUAAUCCGAUUUCAUAUCACCUGGAGCAAAGAUGUCUGCUGAAAAGAUCAACAACUAACCAGCACAUUUGAAACCUUCUUAAAACACUGAACUUUCAUAACAGACUGUAGAACUGUUUCUCUGUCGUUAAUUUCAACCUUUCAGUGCCUGAAAACAAUGGCUUCCUACAGCCCAGCACCCACAAAGGAGCAGUCUCUUGAAGUCUCUAAUGACAACCUAAAAACAAGUGGCUCUCAGGAGUCUAUGAAACUGAAAAAAGACAUUUCUUUGCUCAAUGGAGUGUGUCUCAUCGUGGGAAACAUGAUUGGCUCUGGAAUCUUCAUCUCACCAAAAGGGGUGUUGAUGUAUAGCGCCUCCUAUGGGUUAUCUCUGGUAGUGUGGACAGUUGGUGGGGUCUUCUCCAUAUUCGGUGCCCUUUGCUACGCUGAGCUUGGGACCACCAUCACCAAGUCGGGUGCCAGUUACGCCUACAUCCUGGAAGCCUUUGGAGGAUUUCUCGCAUUUAUCCGUCUAUGGACAUCCCUCCUUAUCAUCGAGCCCACCAGUCAGGCUGUGAUAGCCAUCACCUUCUCCAACUACAUGGUGCAGCCCAUUUUCCCAACGUGUUUAGCACCGUAUGUGGCCAAUCGCCUGCUAGCUGCAGCAUGCAUCUGUCUGCUAACUUUUGUCAACUGCGCCUAUGUUAAGUGGGGAACGCGGGUUCAGGACUUCUUCACGUACGCAAAGGUUAUCGCACUCAUCGCCGUCAUCAUCACUGGCCUGGUCAAGAUAUGCCAGGGUCACACACAGAAUUUUGAGGGUAUGUUCUCAGGUUCAUCUCAGGAUCCUGGUGAUGUGGCCUUGGCAUUGUAUUCUGCUCUUUUCUCCUAUUCUGGAUGGGACACUCUUAAUUUUGUCACUGAGGAAAUCAAGAACCCAGAGAGAAACCUACCUUUGGCAAUUGCUAUUUCAAUGCCUAUUGUCACAGUGAUCUACAUUCUAACCAACGUGGCGUAUUAUGCAGUGUUGCCCAUUCCUGCCAUUCUGGACAGUGAUGCUGUGGCUGUGACAUUUGCAGACCAGGUAUUUGGUAUUUUUAACUGGACAAUACCGCUUGCCGUCGCACUUUCCUGCUUUGGCGGUCUUAAUGCAUCUAUAUUGGCUGCUUCACGGCUGUUCUUUGUGGGCUCCAGAGAAGGCCAUCUGCCAGACUACUUGUGCAUGAUUCAUGUUAGCCGCUUCACCCCCAUCCCUGCCCUGCUCUUCAAUGGUGCAAUGGCUCUUGUUUAUCUGUGUGUAGAGGAUAUCUUUAAACUGAUCAACUACUACAGCUUCAGCUACUGGUUCUUUGUGGGUCUGUCUAUUUUGGGACAGCUGUACCUGCGAUGGAAACAACCUGACAGAAUACGACCGCUAAAGCUCAGUCUAUUCUUCCCAAUUAUGUUCUGCAUCUGCACAUUGUUUCUUGUGGUGGUGCCCUUAUACAGUGACACCAUCAACUCAUUAAUUGGCAUUGGCAUUGCCUUAUCUGGAGUGCCAGUCUACUUCCUGUGCUGCCAUCUACCUGCCUCCCGUAGGCCUAUGUGGCUCCGCAGGUUUAUUGCAUCUUCAGGUGUGGUCAUUCAGAAGGUGUGCUACUGUGUUCUCACAGAGAUGGACACAGAUGAUGAAAAAGCAAAGUAAGAGGAUGGUACAAUGACCAACUAUAUCUGGAGAACACCACACCCCAUUGAAAGAUGCCACAGUUGUGACGACCUCUAUUUAUGUUGGUUAACACAUUUGAGAUUUUAGAUCAAUCCGAUGUAGUGAAUCAAACCUUGAAGUAAAGUCCUUUAUAUUUAUUGAAAAUAUUUAUGUUGAAAAGAUGCUUUUAUUAAGUUUGUCACUGGUAUUAAAAUGAUAGGGACUAGUAAACGACCAACUCAAGAGGAAACUACCUUUAAACAUUAAAGUUGUUACAGGGCUUGGAGAGAUGAUGAAAUGCUAGUACUGAUAAAAGAUUAAAUACCAUGUGAAAUUUGUACCAGCUAGAUGAAAUGUGAAUGGUUUUGUAUAUGGAUAUCUUUUAGCUGACAAGAUUUCAAUUAAAUAUAAAUGUUUAUGCUUAUACACUAAAGAACUAAUAACACAACAUUGUUGGGAAAAUAAACGUGACAGCAUGUAUAAUAUUCAUGUUUGGAAUAUCAUAAGCAGUAUUUCUACAAAUAUUGAAAUGACUAGGACAGUGUUAUUGUGGAAGUGUGAUAACUCUGGUUGAAUAAGACAAAUCACCACAAUAAAGGAUAAUCAAUUAUU